GGUUGUCUUAUGCAAAUUGGCUGAGUGGGCAGGAUUCAGGGGUUGGUCUAUAGCUGUGGGCAGGAUCAGGGCAUUCCCUCCAAGCACCAGACACCUGACUGGACCCGAAGCCACUGUCCUUCCAUGAUGUGGCUCUGUGCUUUGGUCCUGAUCUCCCUCACGGCUUGCAUGACUCAGGCAGGGUACCCAUCCUCACCACCUGUGGUGAACACUGUUCAUGGCAAAGUCCUGGGGAAGUAUGUCCACUUAGAAGGAUUCACACAGCCUGUGGCCGUCUUCCUGGGAGUCCCCUUUGCCAAGCCUCCUCUUGGAUCCCUGAGGUUUGCUCCACCAGAGCCUGCAGAGCCCUGGAGCUUCGUGAAGAAUGCCACCUCCUACCCUCCUUUGUGCUCCCAAGACCCAGCGGCAGCACAGACAAUCGCAGAGCACUUCACCAACAGAAAGGAGACGAUUCCUCACACGUUUUCUGAGGACUGCCUCUACCUAAAUAUUUACACUCCUGCUGACUUGACAAAGAGCAGCAGGCUGCCGGUGAUGGUGUGGAUUCAUGGAGGUGGACUGGUGAUAGAUGGAGCAUCAACCUAUGAUGGACUGCCCCUUGCUGUCCAUGAAAAUGUGGUUGUAGUGGUCAUUCAGUAUCGUCUAGGCAUCUGGGGCUUCUUCAGCACAGGGGAUGAACACAGCCGGGGGAACUGGGGUCACUUGGAUCAGGUGGCUGCACUGCGCUGGAUCCAGGACAACAUUGUCAACUUUGGGGGCAACCCAGGCUCUGUGACCAUCUUUGGAGAGUCAGCAGGAGGCGAACGUAUCUCUGUUCUUGUGUUAACCCCACUGGCCAAGAACCUCUUCCACAGGGCCAUCUCCCAGAGCAGCGUCAUCCUCAAUCCUUGCCUGUAUGGGAUAGAUGCCAGACCCAUAGCUAAGAAAGUGGCUGCUCUUGCUGGCUGUAAAACCACCACGUCAGCUGCCAUGGUUCACUGCCUUCGCCAGAAGACAGAGGAGGAGCUUUUGGAAAUCACACUGAAAAUGAAAUUUGCCUCUGUUGACCUUCACGGAGACCCCAGAGAGAGCUAUCCCAUUCUGCCUACCGUGAUUGAUGGAGUGGUGCUGCCAAAGGCACCAGAAGAGAUCCUGGCUGAGAAGAGCUUCAACACUGUGCCCUACAUGGUGGGCAUCAACAAGCAAGAAUUUGGCUGGAUCAUUCCAAUGUUUCAGGGCUUUCCACUCUCUGAAGACACACUGGACCAGAAGACAGCUGCCUUCCUCCUGUGGCAGGCCUACCCCAUUUUUAACAUCACUGAGAAUCUGAUUCCUGCGGCUACUGAGAAGUAUUUAGGAGGGACAGACGACCUUGUCAAAAAGAAAGACCUGUUCCUGGACUUGAUGGGAGAUGUCAUGUUUGGUGUCCCAUCUGUAAUUGUGGCCCGUAAUCACAGAGAUGCUGGAGCCCCCACCUACGUGUAUGAGUUUCAGUAUCGGCCAAGCUUUGUAUCAGACAAGAGACCCAAGACCUUGAAAGGAGACCACGGUGAUGAUCUCUUCUCUGUAUGGGGAGCCCCAUUUUUAAAAGGGGGUGCCUCAGAAGAGGAGAUCAACUUCAGCAAGAUGGUGAUGAAACUCUGGGCCAACUUUGCUCGAAAUGGGAAUCCUAAUGGGGAAGGGCUGCCCCAUUGGCCAGAAUAUGACCAGAAGGAAGGCUACCUGCAGAUUGGAGUCCCAACACAGGUAGCCUAUAAGCUGAAAGACAAGGAAGUGGCCUUUUGGACUGAGCUCAGGACCAAGGAUGCAGCAGAGAGUCCAACCCAGAGGGAACAUGUUGAGCUCUAAUCAAGAGGCCCAGCCAGAUUUGAGAGCCUGGAACCAAGAAAGAGGUGUUCCUCAAAGACUUUUUGCUUGUUGGCUUGUUUGUUUGCUGUACAAAACAAGGCAUCUUUCUGUUGAUUGUAUAAACAACUUGAUAUAUUGUACAGACGAUAAGAGGAAAAUCUUGGUCUUUGUGCUCUCAGUUUUGUUUUUUUUUUUUUUACAACAGUGCAAAUCAUAACUUUGUAAAUCAAA
Messenger RNA from Peromyscus maniculatus bairdii (prairie deer mouse), 2058 nucleotides. RefSeq names its product liver carboxylesterase 1-like. The record is from RefSeq and is a predicted model, not a curated record. Lineage: Eukaryota; Metazoa; Chordata; Mammalia; Rodentia; Cricetidae.